GGCCUGGCCUUUGACGUACCGACACGAUACACCCUGUCCACCGACUACACCAGCGACAAUCACACCCGGGCCGAUCGCAUGUGGGAUAGUCUGAGCCUGGAUUCCAUGGUGAUCGCCCCGACUAUCGACUGGGCUCGAGAGAUGGGUCUGCCGGAUUCCUGGGACUUCCCCUGGGAUCCCAAGCGCAAGAUUUACUUUGUGAAAGUCUAUCACCAACUUCAUUGUCUGAAAAACAUUCGUCGAGCUUUCAAGCAACUGCUCUCGAACAAAGACCAUCCCCUUCCCAUCGGCCACGUCGAGCACUGCCUCGACACCCUACGACAAGAUCUCAUGUGUCACGCGGACGACACGCCGAUGCCCUCGUUGCAACUGGUGAACGGAGCCGGUGAGGGCCAAAUCAGGCAAUGCAAGGACUUUGACAAGCUGGUGGCGUGGACGAAACACCCGGAUCGCGAUGCCUGCUACAAGCGACUGAGCGACGAUCGGCCUCCGUUGCGCAGUAUCGAUCGGUAUGCUUUUUGCCCCGCCGACAGUGAGCAUCUCGAGACGAUGUCGAGGUAUUUCGAGAAAUAUGGAUACCCGGAGAUGAAUGAGGCGAGUUGA
Molecule: messenger RNA, 603 nt
Organism: Aspergillus saccharolyticus JOP 1030-1
Lineage: Eukaryota; Fungi; Ascomycota; Eurotiomycetes; Eurotiales; Aspergillaceae
Exons: 2
Biological process (GO): mycotoxin biosynthetic process
Source: RefSeq, a predicted model, not a curated record